AUGAAAGAUGAGUUGAUGCCAUUGAUUCCCAGAUGGGUUUCAGCUAAAUUAGAAGUUGGCAGUAAAAGUAAGGAGAGCAGCUCGAAUUAUGCUGUUUUGGGUUUGGUUUCUAACCAAGAUCACAUGGAGGAAAUGAACUUGUUGCCGUUUGAUUUGUGGCUGAAUGGUUUUGAAUUAGUUAGAAAUGUGGAUGGAUGUUUGUCUGUAUCUCAAAUGUACCAUCAAUCACUUGCUUUGCGUGUGCACAAUUGGGAACUAGAGAUGUUUGAGGAAUUCAAGGAUUUGCGACGUAUAUGGAACCAGAUUAAUUCAACUCCCAACGUGCAGAGUUUCGUACCAAGUGAAACAUAUGAUAGUGUAUUUAGACCUGUUCCGGAUCGUACUUAUGGUCUUUCACCCAUUCAACGGGAAGAGACAUGGGCUAAAGAACCUAUUGUGAGUAGUAGCGGAAAACGUGUUAACAUAAAGAAACUCUUUAGACAAUAUGAGUGGUUGGAAGAAGAGGGAGCAACGGAAGAGACUCUUCAAGCAAUUUCUAGGGCCAUACAUAUGGAGGUUAACCGCCGUGUGGAUAAUGGAGAAGAUCCCCAAGAAGAAGAUUCCGAGGAUGAUGAACCCUUGGAAAAUGUUGAUAAUGAUGGUGAUGCUAGCUCAACUCAUGAUUCUAAUGAUCAUUCUCCUAUUCAAAAGGAAGAAGUCUAGAAACACUACAAUUAUUGAUGGUAAGACUUAUGUUGUGUAUGAGAGCGAUGAUGAUUAUGACUUCUUUGUGAAUAGCACCCCUAAUUCAGAGAUUGUUAAUACUUUGAAUGAGAAGUCAACUUGAGACGAAGCACAUAAGGAUUACGAUAAUUUGCUUAUUGAAGAUUCUGAUUUCUUUUCCGAUGAGGAGGACUUGGAUAUAGAAGAAACUGAUGAAGAAUGACUCGUAAAGAGUUUGAAUGAGAAUUGUGAUAGUUGUGAUGUAGGAGAAUCAAUGGACUUUUUCAGAAGUACUGAGGAUCCCGUAAUGCGUGAGAUUAUGCGAGGUUUGUCUAACCCUUUACAUGAAUCUCCAUCUAAUGAUGAUCCUCCCAAACUAGAAGUAGCUUCCCAAAGAGUUGUUAAUCCAUCUUUUCGGAAAAUACCUCAUUUGGGGCUAGAAUUGAAUGCUUCAAAAGUUCUUUCCUGAUUUCUUGCUUCCAAGUAUCCACCAUAUGUGUUUGAGUCUAACACCAUGCAGGUUUGCCAAGAGGAAUGAAUAGAAGUGCCUUCCACUGAUGUUUUGUAUACACUUUCGAGUGUAGAAAGAACUAAGUGUGGGGGUGACUCUCGUGGGAUGAUAGUUUUAUUUUACCCACAAUUUGCUAAUAUUCUUGUGAGGGUUUUGCUAUAUACGCAGAUUGUUUUGUGGGUGGAUCCUCAAAUUUUCAGAUUGUUGAUAUAUGGGGAGUCUAUUUUGAAUGUUUCUCGUAUGCGUCAAUCAGGUGA
This is a messenger RNA of Papaver somniferum (opium poppy), 1470 nucleotides long. RefSeq lists its product as uncharacterized. The record is from RefSeq and is a predicted model, not a curated record. The transcript has 4 exons. Lineage: Eukaryota; Viridiplantae; Streptophyta; Magnoliopsida; Ranunculales; Papaveraceae. The coding region runs from base 1 to 702 and encodes 233 amino acids.